Molecule: messenger RNA, 6108 nt
Organism: Salvelinus namaycush (lake trout)
Lineage: Eukaryota; Metazoa; Chordata; Actinopteri; Salmoniformes; Salmonidae
Product: elastin-like
Exons: 67
Coding region: 157-4581 (1474 amino acids)
Molecular function (GO): extracellular matrix structural constituent
Source: RefSeq, a predicted model, not a curated record
AUUACGUAGUGGCCCAUAUCUUUUCUCUUUUUUUUCCACUUUAAAAAAAAAAUUGUUUUUCUUUCUUUUGUACUUGAAGACCUCUGGUUAUUGGUAAUUAGCUUGAGGAGAAUAAAACCAGCCGAUAGGGAGAGGGGUGGUGCAUUGUGGAGCGAGAUGGCUAACAGAAUGGUUCUAUCACUCCUUCAUGGUUUCUUCUACCUAUCUCUGAUUCAGCCCUCUCUUCAAGGAGGUGUGUACGUACCGGCUGGUGCUGGAGUCGGACCAGGAGCAGGAGGAUCUGGACCAGGUGCUGGUCUCUACCCAGGAGCUAGUGGGAUACCUGCAGGAGCAGGCUACAAACCAGCUAAAACUAGUGCUGGAGGAUAUGGAGGACGGGGUGGUGUUGGUGCUGGAGGUCUGGUCCCUGGUGGCGGGGCUGGAGGCAUAGGAGCAGGAGGCCUCGGAGGAGGAGGAGUCGGUGGAAAGGGCCCCAAACCUGGUUAUGGGAACCUUGGUGCUGGUGGUGUUGGGGGCGGUGGUCUUGGUGUUGGAGGAUAUGGAGCUGGUCCUGGAGCCACCGGGCUAGGAACAGGAAGCUUUGGAGGAGGAGGAGGAUACGCUAAGCCUGGAGCUGGUUAUGGAGGAGGCUCGCCGUAUGGAGGCUCGACUUAUGGAGGAGGUGGUGCUGGGGGCUUCUUCCCUGGAGGUGGUCUGGGACAGAAGGCAGGACCCAAACCAGGCUAUGGGGCAGGAGCUGGAUUACAACCAGGCUAUGGUGCAGGUGGACUACCCGGGGGUGGACUACAGCCAGGCUAUGGCGGUGGUGGAUUACAGCCAGGUCUAGGGGGACCUGGAGGCGCAGGAACAGGAGCUGCAGUGCCUGCAGGAGCACCUGUUAUUCCUCAGACUGGACUACCUGGAGGUGGGCUGGGACCUGGUGCCGGAAAAGGAAAGGCUCCAAAAGGAGGAGUGCCAGGUGUGGGGGUGCCUGGACUUUACCAAGGUGGCCAGGUGCCAGGACAAGGGUUUGGUGGUCGUGGAGUGCUGCCCGGUGUGGCCACUGGGAACGGACUCAAUCCCAAAUCAUUGCCAGGUGGAGGACAACAGGGACCAGGAGGCUCAGGCCGUGUUGGUUACGGAGGCCCAAUGCAGCCAGGAGUAUUCCAUGGAUACCCACUCAAAACACCCAAAACACAAGGUGGCUAUGGAGCGAAAGCUGGAGGAGCUGGAGGCAAACUUCCAUUUGGAUAUGGGGGCUUUGGUGGUGGUGGUGGAGCAGGCCUUCCUGGGGGAAAAGGAGGUCCUGGAUCCAAGCCUGGAUACCCCAUUGGAACUGGUGUGGGGACAGGAGGUCUUAACCCGGCCCAGGCUCAAGCUAAAGCUGCUAAAUAUGGUGCUGGUUUGGGUGGUGUGCCUGGUGCAGGUGGAGCCUACCCUGGAGCGGGAGGAGCUUACCCUGGAGGAUAUAAUCCUGCUGCAGCCAAAGCUGCUAAAUAUGGAGUCCCAGGAGGUGCAGGGGGCGUCCCAGGUCUUGGAUCAGUAGCAGGAGGAGCAGGAGGAGUACCUGGAGGGGUACCCGGAGGAGCUGGAGGAUAUAACCCUGCUGCGGCCAAAGCUGCUAAAUAUGGAGUUCCAGGAGGUGCAGGAGCAGGCCUAGGAGCUGGAGGACUUGGUGGAGUACCAGGAGGGGGAGGGGGGGGUGUACCUGGGGCUGGAGGAUAUAAUCCCGCGGCGGCCAAAGCAGCUAAAUAUGGACUCCCAGGAGGAGGUGCAGGCGGUCUUCCAGGUGCUGGAUCAGUUGCAGGAGGAGUAGGAGGAGUACCAGGAGCUGGGGCUGGAGGAUAUAAUCCUGCUGCGGCCAAAGCCGCUAAAUAUGGAGUUCCAGGAGGAGCAGGCGCAGGGUUAGGAGGAGCUGGAGGCUAUGGAGUGGGAGCCAGGCCUCCCUAUUACGGUGUUCCAGGGAGUGCUGGAUUUGGGGGAGCAGGGGCUUUUCCAGGGGCUGGAGGAUACAACCCUGCCACCAAAGCUGCUAAAUAUGGAGUACCAGGAGGUGCGGGAGCAGGCCUAGGAGCUGGAGGACUUGGAGGAGCAGGAGGAGGGGUACCAGGGGCUGGGGCUGGAGGAUACAAUCCUGCUGCCGCUGCCAAAGCUGCUAAAUACGGGGUCCCAGGAGGUGCAUGGGCAGGCCUAGGAGCUGGAGGUCUUGGAGGAACAGGAGGGGUACCAGCAGGAGGAGCUGGGGCUGGAGGGUAUAAUCCUGCUGCUGCCAAAGCUGCUAAAUAUGGAGUCACCGGAGGUGCAGGAGCAGGCCUAGGAGCUGGAGGAGCAGGAGGAGUACCUGGAGGAGGAGCAGGGGGUGUACCUGGGGCUUUAGGAUAUAAUCCCGCUGCAGCCAAAGCUGCUAAAUAUGGAGUUCCAGGAGGUGUAGGAGCAGGCCUAGGAGCUGGAGGACUUGGAGGAGCAGGAGGAGGAGGAUAUGGAGGAGCAGGAGGGGCUGGGGCUGGAGGAUAUAACCCUGCUGCGGCCAAAGCUGCUAAAUAUGGAGUUCCAGGAGGUGCAGGAGCAGGCCUAGGAGCUGGAGGAGUACCAGGAGGAGGAGGGGGUGUACCUGGGGCUGGAGGAUAUAAUCCCGCUGCAGCCAAAGCUGCUAAAUAUGGAGUUCAAGGAGGUGUAGGAACAGGCCUAGGAGCAGGAGGACUUGGAGGAGCAGGAAGAAUACAGGGAGGAGUACCUGGAGGAGGAGCAGGGGUUGUCCCUGGGGCUGGAGGAUAUAAUCCUGCUGCGGCCAAAGCUGCUAAAUAUGGUCAGGGGGCUGCUGGUGGGCCAGGGGGUGGAUAUGGUGGUGUGCCUGCUGGAGGAUAUCCCAGGCCUGGGAGCUAUGGGGGAUAUGGAGGGGCAGCAGGAGGGGCAGGAGCUGGAGGAUAUAAUCCUGCUGCGGCCAAAGCUGCUAAAUAUGGAGCUGGAGGAGCCGGCCUAGGAGCUGGAGGAGCUGGCCUAGGAGCUGGAGGAGCCGGCCUAGGAGCUGGAGGAGCCGGCAUAGGAGGAGCAGGAGGAGGGCCAGGGACUGGGGCUGGACCAGGAUAUGGAGGCUAUGGAGGAUAUGGAGGGGUACCAGCAGGAGGGGCUGCCGCUGCUGCCAAAGCUGCUAAAUAUGGAGUUCCAGGAGGAGCUGGCGUGGCCGGGAGAGCAGGAGGGGUACCCGGGGCUGGAUAUGGAGGACAUAAUCCUGCUGCGGCCAAAGCUGCUAAAUAUGGAGUUCCAGGAGGUGCAGGAGCAGGCCUAGGAGCUGGAGGACUUGGUGGAGUACCAGGGGCUGGAGGAUAUAACCCUGCUGCGGCCAAAGCUGCUAAAUAUGGAGUCACCGGAGGUGCAGGAGCAGGCAUAGGAGCUGGAGGAGCAGGAGGAUUACCAGGAGGAGGAUUACCAGGAGGAGGAGGAGGGGGUGUAACUGGGGCUGGUGGAUAUAAUCCCGCUGCAGCCAAAGCUGCUAAAUAUGGAGUCCCAGGAGGUGUAGGAACAGGCUUAGGAGCAGGAGGAUUUGGAGGAGCAGGAGGAGUACAGGGUGGAGUACCUGGUGGAGUAGGAGCUGAAGGAUAUGAUCCCGCGGCCAAAGCUGCUAAAUAUGGUAAGCCAAACGGAGUGGGCAUCGGUGGAGAAGGUGUACCAGCGCCAGCAGCGACUCCAAGUCCAGGUGUGGGCGUGGGUGGUGGUGUUGGAGGAACUGCCGUUGAGCACACUGACUUACCAGUGGGCACAGGGAUACCUAUCGCAGGCAAACCAGAUCCCACACCUAUUGGCACACAGGCCACAGAGGCCCCAGAGCCAGAGCCCAGUGCCACAGGAUUACCAGGAGUUGGUGCUGGGGUGCUUCAACCUAGUGCUGGUACAGGCCCAGCUCAGCCUGGUGUGGGUGUCGGAGCAGGUGGCAAAGCUCCUAAACCCCCUGGUGCGGGGGGAUACCCGUAUGGUGGUUAUGGACAGGCAGGACGACUCCCGUAUGGUCAUGGACAGGGUGCAGGUGCAGGUGGAUAUCCAUAUGGAGGAGGCUAUGGAACUCCAUACGGAGCAGGAGCUGGACAACUUCCUGGAGCCAAGCCCCUGAAACCUCCAGUUGUGGGAGGAGCAGGCGGUGUGGCUGGAGGAGCAGGUAUUCCUCUUACUGGAGCCGGUGGUGGUGCAGGGGGAUACCCGUAUGGUUAUGGUCAAGGUGGUUAUGGACAGGGACAGGGUGCGAGGUAUCCUGCUGGUGUUGGUCUGGGAGCAGGGGCAGGAGCAGGUCAAAAAGCACCCAAACCCCCAGGUUAUGGUAACCUGGGUGCUGGUGGUGCUGGUUAUAAUCCAGGAGCUGGUGCGGUCCCAGGUUACGGAGGUGGCUACCCACAACAACGGGGCUACCCACAGCAAGGUGGCGGCUACCCACAGCAAGCCUACCCGGGAGCAUACGGAGCAGGCCAGACGGCACCACUGACUCCUCAACAAGCCAAAGCAGCCAAGUAUGGCCCACUCCAGAGCUUCCUUGGUGGAGCAGGAGGAGGAGGCUACAGACCAGGAGGAGUUGCUGCUGGAUGCCAAAGCAAAUACUGUGGAAGGCGGAAGUAGAGGAUGUUCUUGAGAAGAAGUUGAAUUUCAAGAAACAAUGGUGCUACUGCAUUAUCUAGAAUGUACAUUUUAUAUGCACAAAAUCCCCCAUUACAGUAUGUAAAGAUAUGUUGUACUUUAUUUGAUAUUUUUUAUACAAACCCACCGACCCAGACUUUUGCACACAUUUGAUGUGACUUAGUGUUAUUGAUUGUGCCUUUAUCGUUACAGUGAUCAUGGGGUUCAUCAUCUCUUACUGACAUGCCUGCGAUGCUCCCCUUUUAGUAGCUAUACUCAGUAGUUGUGUGUGCAUGCAUGUGUGUGGGCGUGUUUGCGUGGAUGUGUGCCUAUGUGGCUGUGUGUACGUGUGCGCUUGCACGCGUUGCCAUAGAUGUGUGCGUGUUUGGGUAGAUAGGAGAAUGUGAAAGAUUCUCCAGCUAUAGAAGCACCAGUUCAGUAACUGUACAUCCCUCUACUGCAGUAUCCCCAUGUGCUUAGUGUCUGUGUGUACCAAAGUUGGAGAUCUUCACAUACUGACACGUCAAACUAAGGGUUGAGCUUCAAGAGGUAUGGUUGGUAAAGUGCUGAUAAACUUUGGCCAUGUAUCAGAACUGCCUCCUCUGGCUUUCUAUCAUCUCUGCUGCUAUUUAUAGCCCUGGGUGAAAUAGCAGUAUCAUAGCGGGUGUGUGUGGGCACAGGUUUCACAGUCCAUCUGCCAUCAGUAACUAUUUUAAGUGCCAUGGUUUAAGUAGCCUAUCUUCAGCCUUCUUGCUUUGAUUUCCGCCAAACUUGUGAAGUAUGAAGAGCAGGUUUUGCUCUGAAUGUGGGAAAGCUGAUGACAAUCAAUCCAAAGGUGUUCAAAAGAUUUUUAGGUGAUCUUUAGUGAUAUUCAUAUCAUACAUUGUGUCGGUUUGUACCAAUCCUUUGAAAUGCGGUGUGUUUUGUUUCUUAAAUGAUUUGUAUGUUUUUAGUUUUUAGAAAUGCGGGUUUUACAAAAAUGUAAAAGUAAAACUGAAAUCCUUUCGAUACUGCUCUGGCAUGUAUGACAUGUAUGACAUGAACAUUUUGUUUUCUUAAUUAUGUAUAAUUUUUCUGGUGUCCAAGAUUAAGUGCCUAGAAUGUUAUGCAUAUCUGGAAUCAUUCUAGUUUCACAUGCAGUUAUAGUUUAAUUUAUGCAAAUUGUCUCUCAUUAUUCAAGUUUCAAAUGUUUCUGGUCAGAAAAGUAGACUAUCUCCAGAUUUAUGUAAUCUAGAAUAAGGCAACUAACUGUAUGUUGUAGUAAUAGCCCUAGGUUAACAUGACUCUCACUUGCUUCAGUUCUUGUAGCCUACUCCGUGGUGCUUUUUAUGAACUGUGUGAGCCGCUCCUGUCAGGGGCCGCUGCCCUGUGCCGUGGGAUAGUGUUCAUCUGAUUUAAACAGAGAAAAAAUAAGGAAUUAUGGGGUUUUGCACUUUUUAAUUUUCAUCGCACAUUUGACUUGUGCCCAGCAAUACCGGCCUUUUAUUUGCUUCAGUAAAAAAACGAAAUAAAAUUGUUUUAAUGAAUACA